Molecule: messenger RNA, 2012 nt
Organism: Tachysurus fulvidraco (yellow catfish)
Lineage: Eukaryota; Metazoa; Chordata; Actinopteri; Siluriformes; Bagridae
Gene: smim14
Product: small integral membrane protein 14
Exons: 5
Coding region: 365-676 (103 amino acids)
Cellular component (GO): endoplasmic reticulum
Source: RefSeq, a predicted model, not a curated record
CGAGUGGCGCUUGAACUCGUCCCUGAGCUGACAGAACAGACAGGGUGCCAAAACUUACUCGUCCCGUCGCCUACAAGCUGUCGACAUCUCGCGAGCUUUGCGACGUGGCUUUGUUUUGUCGCGCUUGCACAGCGUGAAGGCGGAAUCAUAACAGAAGCGGAACCGCAGCCGGAGAAUCGACUCUUUGCCAAAACAUAGAACUUAGAGGCGUUUAUUUUAUUUUAUUGUGCAGAUCAAAUUUGGACAGACUUUUUUUUGUGUGUGUGUACAUAUGUGUAAUGUGGACGGUUUAAACUGGGCGUCUAAAGUGCAUUGUUUAAUGACAUUUUAAAGUUCCUGUUGAUGCUAUAAUCCUUGAACACUGAUGGCAGAAGGAGGGUUUGAUCCCUGUGAAUGUAUCUGCUCUCAUGAGCAUGCCAUGAGGAGACUCAUCAACCUGCUGAGGCAGUCGCAGUCCUACUGCACAGACACAGAGUGCCUUCAGGAAUUGCCAGGACCCAGUUCUCCAAUAGGGGGCGAUCUGACUCUGCCUAUGAUUAUUAUGGGCUGGAUCGUGUUGGCACUGGUACUUUUUCUGCUUCGUCCUCCCAACAUGAGAAGACCCAGAACCUCCAACAAACCCACUAAUCCCUUUAAUAAUAACAGCAGAGAUCCUCCGGCACCUCCAGUAGACUAGUGACGAACCAGGGCUCCUGACUCCAAACCACGACCAAGACGUUUCGCCUACGACCCGAGCGUUAAACCCGUCUUCCGUCUGAUCGGCUCCUCUUCCUCUUCUAUCUGUUAGGACUGAUUACUUUUUAAUCCUGAAACUUUUCUAUAAUCGAGUGGAGUAUUAACAUGAAGUGGUUAAGGAAAUAACAAUAAUUAAGCCAAAGCAAAGUCUUUUUUUUCUUCUUCUUUUUUUUUAAAGACUUAAAGUUCACCACCACCCUUAAAAAACUAAAACAUUUAAGACGUGUGUAUUCUCCAUGGUGUUAUAUUAAGUAAACAAAAGUAAGUAUAGCUCAAGACACCAUGACUAAUCCUAGACGAACACAUGAUUCACGGUAAGGUUGCCUCUUCUAGAUGGGGGUGUAUUUCAGGGUGGAGGUUGUAGCACAUUCUGCACGAGCUGCGUCAGUUCGCUCACUUCUGAUGUCAUUCAUGAGGUCAGAACAAGGGCCUUGGCUCCGGUGCAGUAUGACUCUUGAAGCCAGUUUGCAAGAAAUUCGUGCUCUCACACCACUUAACACACCAGUCAGUUCGCAUUUUUUCUUAAUUUUAGUUUCAGAAUAACUGAAGCUGAACACCGAGGUUAACAAGAACGCUGAGUGUGUGUCAUGAGUGUGUGGGUGUGGCACGAGCAGAGCUGUGGACCGUCUGGGAUCAUUGAAGGCUUCUUUAGGACCAGACACAGAGUUUAGCACUUAAUGAACAGAUUUCAAUCUAAUUGUUUUUUGUUUUUUUGAUUGGCCAGCAAAUGACCAAAAUAUGCCGUAAAGUCAUAAACAUUUAUAGACCGCCAGCCUAUACAUUUAGUUUCACUACGCAAUCGUUUACAUGAUCCACUUUCACAUGAGCAAGUUACUGCUGAAUAACCAUCCAAUAUAACGAUGAAUCCAAACAGGGAACGUUUAUUUAUGGCCUUUUUAAAUAUCCGACAAAAGACAUUUGAGGGUUCCAAAAAAGUUCUAUUUCCACAUCUUAACAUUCGAAGGACCUUUUUACUGUGUGUUUCAAAAGUCUGUAGCAUAAAAAAAGACCGUAGCAUCAGGAUAGUCGUAUAAACAGUUCGAGACUUGCUGUGUUGUAAUGUUUACUAAUGUGACAUAUAAACCUGUUCCACUUGUGUUUGGAGUACAUAAUAUCUCGAUCAUUAGUCAGGCAUGGAAAACAUUUCUGGAUGUUCCUCUGAAUUAUUAGUACUUACACAAAUUUAAUUCAGAUUAGAAUUGGCUCUAAGAGAAAGGGCUUCAAAUAUGCACUUUUGGUUACUGAACAUAAAUAGUUAAUAAAAUCUAUAUCAUGCA